Messenger RNA from Prorocentrum cordatum, 665 nucleotides. Lineage: Eukaryota; Dinophyceae; Prorocentrales; Prorocentraceae. The record is from the annotation of a GenBank genome assembly.
ACCGCGGCGAGCACGCUGGCCGCCCUCGCGCAGAGGGGGGACCAGAUGAUCAUCGGCACCCUGGCGGCGCGGCUGGAGGACGAGGACUGGCCAGUCCGCGGGGCUGCGCUGGAGGCUGUCGCGAGGUUGGCUCCGAGGGGCGACUCGGACGCGAUCGCGCUCAUGAUGGCCUCCUUGCAGGACUGCCUGCCUUACGUGCGCUGCCUCGCGGCAGACUCGCUCGCGGAGCUGGCUCCGCGGGGCAGCUCGGAGGCCAUCUCGGCCCUGGCCGAGCGCGUGAGGCCUGGCGUGGUCGAGCACCCCAUGGUGCACAAGCACGCCGCCGCAGCCCUGGAGCGACUCGGGGCAGGCACCGCGGAGUCGUGGCUGCAGCGGCUGCGCGACGGGGGCGGGCCAGACCAGGAGGGAGCCGCCGCCGUCAAGUCCUCCACGGCGACCCCGAGCGUGGAGGCCGUGGAGAGGUGGGAGGCGGAGGCCGCGGCCCCCGGCGGCGAGGCUGCCGCGGAGCUCGCCGGAGAGGAGGCGGCGGAGGAGCCGCGGGGUGCGCAGGCCGCGGCCGCUGCGGCGCCAUCGCCGGCCCCGGGCGCCGCUGCCGCCGUGCAGCUCGGCGCGGAGGGCGGGGCGGCGUGGCUGCCCCGCGGCGCGCGCUGCGGCGUGUGCGCCAG